Molecule: messenger RNA, 918 nt
Organism: Histoplasma capsulatum G186AR
Lineage: Eukaryota; Fungi; Ascomycota; Eurotiomycetes; Onygenales; Ajellomycetaceae
Product: ubiquinone biosynthesis protein COQ9
Exons: 6
Coding region: 1-918 (305 amino acids)
Biological process (GO): ubiquinone biosynthetic process
Cellular component (GO): mitochondrial inner membrane
Molecular function (GO): lipid binding
Source: RefSeq, a predicted model, not a curated record
AUGAGAAAAUGGGGGGAUGCUGAGGCUCAAAAAUUUGCCAAGAACCCCGGAGCCCUGAACCUCCGUGCGGAAUCCGAUAAUGAGUUACGGGCUCACCUACAACUAAACGGUUACCUGGUUCAAGUUCUCAACCACGAGCCGCCAGCGGACACAUACACUCCUGAACAAUCCGCAAUUCUCUCUGCGGCCGUAAACCAUAUUCCUGAGGUUGGAUUUACAACCCGUUCGCUUACCCUGGGGGCUCGAGAUGCAGGAUACUUGGACGUGUCAUUGCAGCUAUUUCCGGAUGGCGGAGAGAUGAACCUGAUAACAUACUGGUUGAGAAGUCGAAGGGGUAUGUUAAGGCAGAAAACUAAGAGCGGAGAGCUUUUUGGCAUGUCUGGAGCCGGAGAAAUUGGCGGAUUAAGCGUGGAGGAGAAGGUACUGAUAUUGAUAUUGGAAAGAUUAAAGAUGAACGAGGAGAUAAUUGAGCAUUGGCAGGAUGCGCUAGCAACCAUGUCUUUACCCUUUAAUCUUGCUCCGUCAAUCUCCGAGCUAUCUGCGCUCUCCUCUGACAUCCUCUAUCUGGCCAACGACCACUCCGUGGACUCCUCAUGGUACACAAAGCGACUCUCUGUCGCGACUGUUUACGCCAGCGCCGACGUAUUUAUGACAGAAGAUACCUCCCCCGGAUUCUCUGCAACCAAGGAAUUUGUUGAGCGGCAACUCAGCGAUGUCAACCUUGUUACGAGGACUCUGAGCGACGCUAAGCGGUACUUGGGGAUAAGAGCGUUAUUCGGAGCUUCUCAGCAGGAACUUUCAUUCUUGUUGCUUUGUACUAGAACGGCGGGGUUCAACAAGGGAUCUCAGGACCGCUACUGGGGCCUUUUGUAUACUUCAUUUACAGAGGGACGAAAUAACCAAGGCGGAGAACGUUAG